This is a messenger RNA of Fulvia fulva, 570 nucleotides long. RefSeq names its product Small COPII coat GTPase sar1. The transcript is spliced from 3 exons. Gene Ontology annotation, biological process: intracellular protein transport; endoplasmic reticulum to Golgi vesicle-mediated transport; vesicle organization. Gene Ontology annotation, cellular component: endoplasmic reticulum exit site; COPII vesicle coat. The record is from RefSeq and is a predicted model, not a curated record. The coding region runs from base 1 to 570 and encodes 189 amino acids. NCBI's taxonomy places the organism in Eukaryota, Fungi, Ascomycota, Dothideomycetes, Mycosphaerellales, Mycosphaerellaceae. Gene Ontology annotation, molecular function: GTP binding; GTPase activity.
AUGUGGAUCGUCGACUGGUUUUGGGACCUGCUGGCCAAUCUUGGCCUGGCCAACAAGCAUGCCAAGCUACUGUUCCUCGGUCUCGACAAUGCUGGAAAGACGACUCUCCUUCACAUGCUCAAGAAUGACCGCGUAGCGAUCCUUCAACCCACUCUGCACCCAACCUCAGAAGAGCUCAGCAUCGGCAGCUGUCGCUUCACCACCUUCGAUCUCGGCGGCCACCAGCAAGCACGACGAUUGUGGAAGGACUACUUCCCCGAGGUCUCUGGCAUUGUCUUUUUGGUAGAUGCCAAAGACCCCGAACGCUUCGCAGAGAGCAAGGCUGAGCUCGAUGCACUACUCAGCAUGGAAGAUCUGGCCAAAACACCGUUCUUGAUCCUCGGAAACAAGAUUGACCACCCUAACGCGGUGUCCGAGGAUCAGCUCAGGCACGAGCUUGGGCUAUAUCAGACCACGGGCAAAGGCAAGGUCCCACUCGACGGCAUAAGGCCUAUUGAGAUCUUCAUGUGCUCGGUUGUGAUGAGGCAAGGUUACGGAGAUGGUAUUCGCUGGCUAUCGCAGUACGUUUAG